This is a messenger RNA of Mauremys mutica (yellowpond turtle), 1151 nucleotides long. Its product is annotated as phospholipase A2 inhibitor and Ly6/PLAUR domain-containing protein-like. The record is from RefSeq and is a predicted model, not a curated record. The transcript is spliced from 5 exons. Lineage: Eukaryota; Metazoa; Chordata; Testudines; Geoemydidae. Bases 1 to 747 code for a protein of 248 amino acids.
AUGGCAACACCGGGUGGCCCCUCUCUGUUGCCCGGCUACGCCGUUGCCAUGGAGAUGCGGGCGCAGGAUGCUGCAGCCGGGAGCUCUGAGUCUGUCCGGCUCCAACUCCCAGUCACGGGGCGGCGUCCGACCUUCCGCCGCCCGACUGAGGAGCCCGUCAGUGAACUUGGGGAAAAGACCACGGGCUUCGCCAGAAGCUGUUUAGCUGAUUAUAAUAGUGGCAUAAAUGCCGCCAUAACUUACACUGCUGGGAAUGGCAAGUAUCUGCGGAUCAACACCAACCGAUGCAACAACGCAGAUAACUGUAACUCGGGCACACUGGCAGUGCCCACGGUGGACGCUGCCGCGAAUGGGCUGCAGUGCCCAACCUGCUUUGCUCUGAACUCCGAUCCCUGCGACAGCCAAAUCACCCCUUGUACAGGGGAUGAGAAAUAUUGCAUCGAUUUCGCUGGGACCCUAACAAAAGGUUCAACUGUUUCAACAUUUGUUGCAAAAGGCUGCGCUACUGCGUCCACAAAAGACAUUCAACCUGGAACCUCCCUGGUUUCUGCAGUCUACACAUUCAUGUUCACAAAGGUGAGCUCCCAAGCUGCAGAGAAAAUAACCCCCACCACCAAACCACCCGCCGCCGCCACCAAACCAACUACUGCCACCACCAGUGGGGCCAGCCCGGCUCUGGGGAGAUUCUCCUUCGCCCUCUACCUGCCUGGCCUGACUGGGCUGCUGCUGGUGAAGCUGCUCGCCUGACCCCCGCCCAGCACGGCCCCCGCAGCACCUGAUUCCUGUGCGUUGCAGCCCGAGCUCGGAAUCGAACGUUAAUUCUAUUGAUUACUUACAAAUUCCCAAUGAUCACUCGGAGGUCUGGCAGGCUCUAGUUCUAAGAUCGGGGCUGGUAUCAUAAAAUUGCAGUUCAGUUGGGAACAACGGUCGCAGCCCUCGCACUGGAGGAACCUUCUGUGUUUCUAAUCGUGGAUCACACAUUUAGCAGAGUCCCAAAGGCUCCAGCCCAGGAAGGGGGACAGCGGUAACACAGAAUGUCCAUCUGAACCGCCCGUUCUCGCACUGCCCCUUGCAGAACAACCGGAAAUGUUAGUCAUUAUCUUCCUCCUCACCAGCACCUUCCUCCUCUUCACCCGGGGCCGUGAUCCGGG